This is a messenger RNA of Aspergillus ruber CBS 135680, 1280 nucleotides long. It is a transcript of the gene rrg9, whose product is annotated as mitochondrial ribosome assembly protein RRG9. Bases 250 to 1053 code for a protein of 267 amino acids. The transcript has a single exon. The record is from RefSeq and is a predicted model, not a curated record. Gene Ontology annotation, cellular component: nucleus. Lineage: Eukaryota; Fungi; Ascomycota; Eurotiomycetes; Eurotiales; Aspergillaceae.
AGAAAAUCUCACCGACUUAAUUAUCACAAAUGAAACAAAAAAAUAUUGAGGAUUGCUGCUCAUUAUUGAAGCACGUGAUCUAUAGCAAUUCAUGCCUGAGGCAUGAAUUGGAGCAUAUCGAAUCGCAUCCAGACUUUUUACAAUCCGUUAUCAGUUUUCUACUCCACUCCAAUUUCCAUCUCUACGUUCGAUACCGGUCUUGGGAAAUAUUGAACAGCUUCGAUCAACCAGGUCUGAUCUAGCCACACAAUGUCUUCCCCUUGUAUUGCUUCUUCCAAGCUGGCUCUCCCCUCUGUCCUCCGAAGUCUCUUCCGCGCCGAGUUUGCCUCUAAAGUUCGACCUCAAGACUCUUUUUACAACCGAGCUAAAGUUCUAUCGCUACGUCGAGCAUUUGUCCCGUCCCAGAGCUUCCAAAGCAAGCGAACCAUUACCACUUCCCUUUCCCGGUCCCAGGGGUUUCAGUCUGAACAGCCGCCGUCCUCUUCCACCGAACCCUCUUCCGCCACUGAUAACUCUAGUCCGUCGCAGUUCGACCAUGUAGUGGAAAGCGCACCGGAAGUCAAAGCCAAGCACGCUGAAAAAUCACAAGGGCGGACGAAAUCUUCGCGGGCUCCAGAUACCAAAUCCAAAAGUCAAAAGCCUCCAGGCAUGCUACAACAACUACAACAAUCUCAGCAGAAGAAAAAGAAGCGCGAGGGGUGGCAAAUUCAGAAAGAUGCAUUGAAAGGCAAGUUCAAGGAUGGAUGGAACCCAACCAAGAAGCUCUCACCCGAUGCACUUGACGGAAUUCGACACCUUCAUGCCAUGGCUCCAGACCGCUUUACCACGUCGGUUCUCGCAGGACAGUUCAAGGUGUCCCCUGAGGCGGUCAGACGCAUCUUGAAGAGCAAGUGGAAAGCAUCGGAAACCGAAAUGGAUGACCGUCGCAAGCGUUGGGAGAAGCGACAUGACCGGAUUUGGAGCCAGAUGGCUGAGCUGGGUCUCAGACCGAAGAAGAAGCGCACUCAGGAAAUCGAUGAUUCCAAGGUAUUAUAUGAGGACGAUGGAUCGUGAGACCUUUGUUCUUGGGGCUGUGAUUCCGAAAAAGUAUUCAAUUGCAUAGCGACGUUUUGGGUCCAUAAUGACAUUGCAUCUAAUGGCGUUUCUCAUUUUGAAGUUCUAGCAACAGACAUUAUACAUAGAUCUCUCCAGAGAAUAUAUAGCUCCAACAAGGCCGUUCAAGCCAGCCAAAUUAUCUUCCAUGGCAGAAUUAGGAAUGAAAUAAACAUUUACUGGUCCUC